Molecule: messenger RNA, 2551 nt
Organism: Colius striatus (speckled mousebird)
Lineage: Eukaryota; Metazoa; Chordata; Aves; Coliiformes; Coliidae
Gene: CARD8
Product: caspase recruitment domain family member 8
Exons: 16
Coding region: 36-1544 (502 amino acids)
Biological process (GO): mRNA export from nucleus; signal transduction; regulation of DNA-templated transcription elongation
Cellular component (GO): THO complex part of transcription export complex
Molecular function (GO): protein binding
Source: RefSeq, a predicted model, not a curated record
AUGCACCCGCGUCGCGCCCGCGCCCGCCUCCCGCCAUGUCCCGCCACAGCCAGGAGCCCGACAGCGGAAUCGAGUCCCUCUCUUCAGAUGAAAAAGAGCUGGUGACUUGUGCUGUGGAGGGAAAGGGCUCAUCUGAGGAGCAGUCGACGGGAGAGGACAGUUCCGAAAGCAGCUCCAGCAGCAGUAGCUCAGGAGAGGACUCAGAUGUGGAGGAGUCGGACGGAAGAAGGUCGGAUGAAGAACAGGAAGAGAAGGAAUCGCCACAGCACUGCAAUGAAACAGGAGUGAAGUGCCUGCCACGCUGUGAACACUGCGGGAAUGAAAACGACCAGAAGGAGCAGGUGAACCCCAGGAGACUUUCUGGAGGACAAUAUAUGGUGAAGCUGGACGCAGAGGGGACUUACCAGUGCAGCAUCACAGGCUUGAUUUUUGAGGUGACGGGUGCCGUCAGGAUCACAUAUUCCCUCCUAUCCUGGAGCAAAUAUGCCAGCCUGGUGGAGAAGCCCUGGAUCGUGGGCGGCCCUCUCUUCAAUGUGCACUGCGACUCGACCCCCGCUCUCAGCUCCAUCCAGUUCCCACACUCCCUCUGCCUCAGCGAUCAUGGCCCUGGCAUGGCCUUCAAGGUUUUGCACAUCAAAGGCGAGGGCGCAGCCAUCGAGCCGUCCGCCGAGUACUCGGCCUCGCACGUGAAGUGGGUGGUGAGCUCGCUGUCGCCCGUGGGGCCGCUCAUCCAGAGCCAGGAGCCUGUGCACUACCAUGGCGCUGUCAUCCUCUACAAAGCCGUUGACGAGAAUCCCUCCUUGUCCUUUCGGGUCUACGUGGCUACAAACAAUGAUUCCUUUAUAAAGGAUAUCUCAAGAGCUGUAAAACACUCAAAUAAGAAGUUUGUUAAAAUUGACAAGCCCCCUGUAUGCCAAAAGUUACUUCAGAAAGGAAAAAGGUAUAGAUUAGUUUGCGAGCCAGAAGCUGAAAUAACUCCAGAGGAAAUUGAAUUUGUUGAUGGAUCUCUCUUGAAACUAAAAAGUUACAUUGAAGUCUAUUUGGAGAAACCUGAUGACUUCACCUUGUCUUUGGUUGAGCUGGAGUCUGAUGCGAUUGUAUGGAAAGCAAAACUGAGAGCCAGUGACUGGAUACAUUACGACCAGAACAAGAAUGAGCAGAAAAGAAGCACAGUCACUGUUAAACGGAAACCAGCGUUCAGCAUCUUGGACGAAGAGGGGCUCUGUAGCAAAAAGAAAAAGACUCCUAUUGCAGAUGGAACUGAAACAAAAAAAUUAACUGAUCAACAGCUGAUGGUGAUCGCAAAGCUGUUUGGUAGGCAGUGGAGAGAAAUUGCCAUUGAGUGUCUUCAGAUGGAGAUGAAAGACAUUGAGCAGAUUCAGGCAACAGAGAAAGAAGUUAACAUGCAAAAAUUUCUGUUGUUAAGCAAGUGGAGAGACAGAGAAAAAAGCAACGGGACGGCAGCAGCUUUGUACAGCAGCCUCAGCGACAAGGCGUCCUACGAGAUCCUGCAGGCCCUGCAAGGUUUCUCGUCUCAGUGCUGAGCUGGUGAUGCUGCAGCUGGAAGGAGAGCGGUGGGAGCUUUUCUGGCUGCAUCCCUGGGAUCUCGCUGAGGUUUGGGAAGGAAGCUGCAAGGCAUCAGCACACACUGGAAGGUGUAGGCAGGAUCUUUGCAAGAAUGUGAAUGAAAUUUUGUGCAGAUUUAAGCACACUGAAGACUUUGAGCAGCAGGUUGUGGCGGCGUGGCUGGCAGUGCCGGCCUUCACAGAUGGGGAAACUCAACACCACUAUGACCUAGUUUUGUCUCAUUGGAGCCAGUCUUAAAAGACAUGAACACUGGAAGAAACCAGUUUUACCUUGUUCAGGUAUAGGAUCAUUAUCUGGAAAUGUUUUUACUUACAUCAGGGAAAGACAGGGUGAAAAGUUACGUGGAAACUUUCAUCCCCUUUAAAAAAACAACCCCAAGAACUGCCACAAUCAUGAGGUACAUUGUAUUUCCCUCAGAUGCCCAAAAUCAGGGAAGAAUCAUCCUAAACUUGCAGGUAAAUUCCUUUGCAUAACCACUGUACAUAUGCAUGAUCACUGUAUAUACUGGUGUACAUUCAGUCCUUGUUAAGCUAUGUUUCUGUUUGCUGCAAUCCCAAAGGCUGCUUUCAUGGGAUAACCACUCUUCUCUCCAGGCAGCUUUCAGUUUUCCCUGGGAACUUCUUUUCCCCUCUUCACUGUAUAGUCUGUCUCAGUUUUUUUAUGAGAUCAUUUUUUUUUACGUUGUAUAAAUUUGUUUUUUGUAUGAUAAACUUUUUUAUACUUGUUUUUUUUUACUGGAUUAAUUGGAACUUGACUAGAAUGAAGGGGCUUCAGCUAAACUGGGAGAAGCUGCACAGGCUGCUAACCCUGUCAGCACAAGUGGGAAAGGUCUUGAAUGUGAUUUGCAGAAGAGAGCAGUGGCCUGAUGUGGGAGAUUGUCUUGUUGCAUUCAUUUGGCUGUCUCCCACUGUGUGUGUUUCUGAAAGAAAAAGCAUCCUUUGAAAAAAAAAAGAGGAUUAAAAAG